ACAAAAUCGCCGCCCAAUUUCUCAAAAUUCAACGGUUUAAAAUAUAAAAACAAAAAACAUUUUGUCAACUUCGUCGUUCUGAGUUGCGAUCCAAUUCCAAGCUCCUCUCUCUCUCUUUCUCUCUUGACUCUCUCUCUCUUGACUCUGUCUGUCUGCAACUUCUGAACUUUGCCGGACUUUCUUCUGAACCGAUGAAGUGCUUCCAUUUCACUAACGGGGAGCGGCGGGACGACGAUGAACCCGGCGUCGUUCCCCGGACGACGUCGAAGGUGUCGUGGGUGCGGUCUCUCAGCGUGGCCUCCAGCAGCUACGACACUAGGCGGUCCGAGUUCGACUCGGACUCGAGGGACCUGUCCGACUCGUUGGCAUUCCAGGAGCUGCUGAGUAUGCGGCGGGCCAAUGAUCUGAGGGUGUUCACGUUCUCGGAGCUGAAGGCGGCGACCAGGGGAUUCAGCAGGGCAUUGCUGAUUGGGGAAGGAGGGUUUGGGUGCGUUUACAGAGGAAUCGUCAGUGGCUGCGACGUCGGCGACGGGAAAUUGGACGUUGCUAUCAAACAGUUGAGUCGCAAUGGCUUCCAGGGGCAUAAGGAGUGGAUUAACGAAGUAAACUUAUUGGGCGUUGUCAGGCACCCAAAUCUUGUUAAGCUAGUAGGAUACUGUGCAGAAGACGAUGAAAGGGGGAUUCAACGGCUAUUGGUUUAUGAACUUAUGCGAAAUAAAAGCUUGGAGGACCAUCUAUUGGUUCGGUUUUCACCACAUCUCCCAUGGAUGACAAGACUAAGAAUUGCCCAAGAUGCAGCCCGCGGAUUGGCAUAUCUACAUGAGGAGAUGGAUUUUCAGCUAAUUUUCCGUGACUUUAAACCAUCAAACAUUCUGCUAGACGAGGACUUCAAUGCAAAGCUUUCCGACUUUGGACUUGCAAGGCAGGGACCUCCAGAGGGAACAAGUCAUGUUUCAACAACAAUUGUGGGGACAAUAGGUUAUGCGGCUCCAGAAUAUGUACAUACAGGGAAGCUGACUGCUAAAAGUGACGUAUGGAGCUUCGGAGUGGUUCUGUAUGAGCUCAUCACAGGAAGAAGGGCGGUGGACAGAAAUUUGCCCCGGAAUGAGCAAAAUCUUUUGGAAUGGGUCAAGCCCUAUGUUCCAGACUCAAAGAAAUUCCACGUUAUUGUUGACCCUCGGCUUGAAGGACAGUAUUGCGUCAAAUCAGCUCAAAAUCUUGCAUCAUUAGCUAACAGGUGUCUAUCAAAACAACCAAAGUCUCGCCCAAAAAUGAGUGAGGUGGUUGGGGUUUUGCGAUGCAUCAUAGAAGAGCUGUCAUCUCAAGACAAAGUUGUCCCUGAACCUGUGAUUCAAACCGAAGAAGCGAAGGAAGAAACCGUGGAGGAGACUGCGAUCAAGUCUACUAAACAAGGGAACAAAAAGAGGGUUUUCGAUAUAAGAGACAUGAUAAACUUUAGAACCAAGUCUAGUCGGAAGUUGGAUUGGAGAAACUGGAGCCCGUGGUUGAUUAGACUUGGUGAUUAAGCUAUCAGCCAGAUUGUGUCAGGAAAAAACCCUCAUCCACGAGCUUUCCUCGCUCCUGGAACGAAAGACAACAGAUACUUGUUCUUCAAAUCUUACGGAGGUAUAGGGUUCCUAUCCAUUUUUUUUUCGGUAGAUGGUUGUAUAUAUAAUUUGUAAAAGGACGCUGUACUUUUGAGGCAUGCGUCCGUUUGAUUCAUGCACAUAAUUUGAGUCACAAGUUAAUUUUCUCUCCC
Messenger RNA from Malus domestica (apple), 1759 nucleotides. RefSeq names its product serine/threonine-protein kinase PCRK1. The record is from RefSeq and is a predicted model, not a curated record. Gene Ontology annotation, molecular function: protein kinase activity; ATP binding. Lineage: Eukaryota; Viridiplantae; Streptophyta; Magnoliopsida; Rosales; Rosaceae. Gene Ontology annotation, biological process: protein phosphorylation.